Molecule: messenger RNA, 1345 nt
Organism: Eucalyptus grandis
Lineage: Eukaryota; Viridiplantae; Streptophyta; Magnoliopsida; Myrtales; Myrtaceae
Product: B3 domain-containing transcription factor VRN1-like
Exons: 4
Coding region: 210-1142 (310 amino acids)
Molecular function (GO): DNA binding
Source: RefSeq, a predicted model, not a curated record
CCGAUUGUUUUUCAAGCAAUCUGAUAUAGGUCUCGAGUAGUUGCAUAGCCCUGUACGAACUGUUUUAAUGCGGCAUACAAACUGCUUUAAUGCAGCGGUUUGGUUGCUCUGACCCAUUAAAACGCUAAUAAUAGAGGGGAGGACAGGACUCUUGAAGCUGGUGAGGCAAAGGCCAAUACAGGACCUUGAAAGGAGGUUCUUUCAAGACGAUGACUUCGCGUCGUCCGAAGGGUUUUGAACAGCCCAAGUCUCCUCAUUUUUUCAAGAUCAUACUCUCCCCCGAUACCCUUCUGAGCGGAAAGCUUGAGAUACCAAAGAGGUUUCUGCAGAGACAUGGUAGUGACCUCGCUGGCUCAGUGUUUCUCAAGGUUCCAAGAGGUACAAUACUUUGGCCAGUGGAGAUGGAGUGGAGUGAUGGCAUGGCUCGGCUUGGCCUAGGCUGGCAGAAGUUCACAGACUAUUACUCCAUUGGUUUUGGCCAAUUACUAGUUUUCAGAUACGAACCAAGCUCCAUCUUUCAUGUUGUGAUCUUUGACACGAGCGCUUCAGAGAUUGAAUAUCCUACGGAUCCUGUGAUCAUGGACAAAUCAGAACCGGAAUGUGAAUUUAUUCUGCUCAAGAAGGAAGAAACUGAUAAUAUCUCAGCCAAAAUCUCAGAGGAUUGUCGGCCUAGCCCAAAAUUUAGGAAAAAAUCAAAGUCAGCAUUGGCUUCUAAGGUGAACUCUGGCAUGAUCAGAAAUUCUGCAAGCAGAGCAAGCCCUGCUACACCGGUUGCUCGUACAUGUAAUGUGCCAUGUCCUGCUGCUCUUGAAAUGGCACGAGAUUUCAAAUCGAAGCAUCCCAUGUUCAUACUCGUGGUGUACCCUAGUUAUAUUAAAGGUUCCACUCCGAGUGUAUCAUCCAAAUUUAUGCGGACACAUAUCAAGAGAAGCGUGCAGGUCGUGACACUUAAGCACAACAAGGAUUCAUGGCCGGUGAAGUUAAUCAAGCCUCCGGGGGACCAUGGAAAGUUAUCUCAAGGUUGGUUUGCGUUUGCAAGAGCAACUUCUCUGUGUGAAGGGGACGUUUGUGUGUUCGAACUAACUAAGCUGAGUCCCACUGUGCUUGAAGUGUCAAUCUUCAAGAAUUCUGAUUACACUUAGGAGUGGUUUACUGCCACCAUUACGCUUGGCAUCAUUUUAGAGAAUGAUAUCCGUAGUGUUAUCAGCUAGACAUACAACGUUACCAAGUUUUUCUUUCUUGUUUUUAGUGUCUUUUUGAUGACAGAUGGAUCUGUAAAUUGAAAUGUCCCGAGAACUGAGCUUUAGCGAUGGUGAAUGAAAGUGGUUGUAAAAUUUUCUAGUUA